GCGUGUUUAGUUUGCAUAUAAAAAUUACAGACAUAACACGAGAUAACCCUAGAAAGAUCUCUUCAAUCUUCAUCUCUCUGGUUCGAUCAUUUCCGACAAAGUCAAGUGAAAUGGCGUCCUUUAAGCUUAUGUCUUCUUCCAAUUCCGAUCUCUCUCGUCGUAACUCUUCUUCUGCUUCAUCUUCCCCUUCUAUUAGAUCAUCGAACCAUCUCCGACCAAAUCUUCACGCCGAUCAAUCCAGAAUCAGUUUCGCUUACGGCGGUGGCAGCGAUUACACUUUCGCCUCUGAUUCGAAGCCGUUAGAUAUGGCGAUUGAUCUUGGAGAUCGGAACAGCGUUAACAACGGUAAGAGUGUGGACGACGUUUGGAAAGAGAUUGUAUCUGGAGAGCAGAGGAGGAUCUUGAUGAAAGAGGAGGCACAGGAAGAUGUAACAAUGACGCUUGAGGAUUUUCUAGCGAAAGCAGCAAUGGAUGAUGACGCAGCAAACAUUGACUCAGAUGGAAUUGAUGUGAAGAUUCCGCCGGAGAGACUUAACAACGACGGUAGCUAUACAUUCGAUUUUCCGAUGAUGUCUCAGCCGCAGCCGCAGCGACACAGUUCGUUUCAGAUGAUUGAAGGAUCAAUGGGUGGAGGAGGAAUGAGGGGAAAAAGAGGGAGAGUGAUGAUGGAGGCGAUGGAUAAAGCUACAGCUCAGAGACAGAAGAGGAUGAUCAAGAACCGUGAAUCUGCGGCUAGGUCCAGAGAGAGGAAGCAGGCUUAUCAAGUUGAGUUAGAGACUUUGGCUGCCAAGUUGGAGGAAGAGAAUGAGCAGCUUUUGAAGGAGAUUGAAGAGACCACUAAAGAGAGAUACAAGAAGCUUAUGGAGGUUUUGAUUCCAGUCGAUGAGAACCCAAGGCCAUCGUCUCGGUCUUUAAGCAGAAGCCAUUCUUUGGAAUGGUGAAGGGUGGUCACUUGCAGAUUCUAGUGGUAAGACAUAUAUAUACUUUUGUAUGUGGAUAAAUAAAACCUAUGGGCUUGAUUACUAUAUUGUAAUCUAUAUAGUAAAGUGAUGGUGAUAUGGUUAGUACUUAGUUUACUUUUAAAUGUCUCUCAGGUAUGUAAUGGAGAAUACAUAUAGCUUUUGCUGGUUUAUAGAUAUUGUAUGGACCAGACCAGAGGGAUAUAUUCC
Capsella rubella is the source of this 1169-nucleotide messenger RNA. Its product is annotated as G-box-binding factor 4. Gene Ontology annotation, molecular function: DNA-binding transcription factor activity. The record is from RefSeq and is a predicted model, not a curated record. Lineage: Eukaryota; Viridiplantae; Streptophyta; Magnoliopsida; Brassicales; Brassicaceae. The transcript has a single exon. Gene Ontology annotation, biological process: positive regulation of DNA-templated transcription. Bases 111 to 941 code for a protein of 276 amino acids. Gene Ontology annotation, cellular component: nucleus.